Messenger RNA from Sporisorium graminicola, 2463 nucleotides. RefSeq lists its product as uncharacterized. The coding region runs from base 1 to 2463 and encodes 820 amino acids. The transcript has a single exon. Lineage: Eukaryota; Fungi; Basidiomycota; Ustilaginomycetes; Ustilaginales; Ustilaginaceae. The record is from RefSeq and is a predicted model, not a curated record.
AUGGCCUCGCCUCUGCGCAGAUCGGCACGCAGCAGGAAUGCGGACGCUUCCGCCACCACGCCAGAACCGUCCGGCAUCUCGCCAUCCAACUCGCCCACCAAGGUCGACCGCAAGCGCAAGCGCACAGACGACGCGACCGAAUCUCCAAAUGGAGGCGACGAGCGCCUCGGCGAGGCGGUAAUUGAUACUGGUGCAAAGCAAACUGAUUCAGACGCUACCGACAGCUCGACCAAGCCAAGCGGUGAGGGCGCCGACGGUGCGGUCACGGCCUCACCGUCAGCAAAGCCAAAGCUACCAAAAAGUAUCCAGUCGCUUCUCGGCCUGUCACGCUCUUCACCUGCAUCUACAUCUACUGGUACAUCACCAAGAGCGACAAAGGACAUCGAGUUAGCCAUGCAGAAGGUGGACGAGCUCGUGCUCAGUGAAGAAGAUGCUCGAAAGCUAUCGACCAUUCUCGCUGCUCUGGACGGGACUGAAUGCAACACCGCCCCUCCGCAUCCCGUUGCAAAGGGCAAGUUGCGGAGCGCCAACGGCUCUGCCGAGGUCACGCCGUCGCUUCCAGAUUUGCUGCGUCCUGGUACAAGCUUGCGUGAGCUCAACGCUCAUCUGACCAGCCUUCGCGCAGCGAUCCUCGCCAAAGCCGGCAUCUCGCAGCAUUUGCGCGCAGGUCUCAGCAUAGCCCCAUCUCCAGAGGUCUCGAAGGAUCUAGCUAGGCUUUCCAGCCUCACUCUCGUUCUUGGUCUUGUCGGCCAGCUCGCGUCUAGCCUGCGUCAAGCAGAUGAUAGCGCCGAUGCACUCAAAGGCCAGCUACUGGCAUCCGUUGUGGAGCAAAGGGCAACGUCGCUGGAAGCCAAAAAUUCUCGCCAGAAGGGCAAAGCAGCUGACGGAAUGGGUGAUAUCGACCUCACACAGAUCAGACCUGCACACCCUUCGGCCGUGGAUCCAUCAGCGAACAGAUACGCCCUGCACAUGCGGCUUCCUCGAGGUGACUAUUUCACCAAAGCCAUUGCCCUCGACCAGAUCAAGCUUCGCCAACUGGACCCUGCACAGGCUGAUCUCGUGCAGAUCAGUGCGCAGAGCGAAGAGCAGAUGCGCGCUCUCAAACGCCAAGGUCUUGUACCGACGCCCACCCUUGGCCAGAGGCUAGGCAGAAGCGGUCCUCGUCAUCGCAUCGACCCGAAACGAGCAGCAUCGCUGCAGCAAAGCAAGCUGCAACCAGUGACUUUCCUCAGCUAUGGCAACUACAGCUCCUUCGCACCUACCUACGACUCGUCUGCCUCCUCUGUCAGCCACACGACUAGCAGCAACCUCUGGCGCAACUCUGCCCGCGCUCAGCGCGCCGUAUCUUUGGCGUGGGGCGAAAGACCCUUCCUGGCGUACGACGAGGAGGAACACGAUCUUGAAAUCGAUGCUCCUGCUGAGCCAUCGGACUAUCUGAACGGUAGCGUCGACGCAGAAGGCGAUGACGUGUCCAUGGACGAACGCCCAAGCGACGAGCUGGCGAGUGUUUUGCGAAGCUUGCUCGACGGCGUCAACCAAGAGGACGUCGACCAAAGCCUGACCAAGCUUAAGCAGGACGAAGUCGUCACGUCUCACCUGCGCUUCAACAUGAUGCUGCUGCAUCGCCUGCAAGAGUUCCAAUGGGCGCGGCUCCGCAGAUGCUAUCGUCCAUCGGUGAGCGGUCGUUCGAGCGCUUUCGAAGACGAGACGCCCAGUGUCGAGGAAGAAGCCACAGCUGCGCUCCUCUUGGAGUCUCUCAGCUCGCUUGUUGCACUGCGGCCACGAGCGGUGGACCUCGCUUCCAACGCUGUCGAUGGUGUGGUGCCAGACCCAAGCAAGCUGCGCGCCUUCUCCGCCAGCAGCGGCGCAAUCGAUCCGGAUCUGCUUGGCGAUGUUCGCGAUGGCUUCUGGGGAGCUUUGGACGCUAACGUUGUCAAGGUGACCAAGACGGGAAGCGUGCUCUCUGAAACACCUCUGGUGUUGCGCGACGAUGUCACCAUCCGCUUGAACGAAAGCAGCGGAUCCAGGUCGAAAAGGUCUGCGCGCAGGAUCGGUGCUGGACCCGGUCAGACCGAGGACCGUGGACGAGGUGCGCUGGAGCGGUUCGCCGCCAGCCGCGCGUACGAUCACAAGCAGGAUCGUCACGACAUUAACACAGCUCGUGCUGAUGUCGUGCCAGGGCCAUCUGCCGAACAGCGCUCCUCCCCAGCAUCUCGCAGUGAUCCGCGACCUGCCGCAGCGAUGUCGCCCAACGCCAGACUGCACUCAGGGUACGCAACGGGUGCUGACCCGGCAAUGAUGCCUCAGGCACAGCGGAGCCUUCCGGGACCCAACUCAUCGUACGCGUUUGCAAGUCCCGCCGGCGGUCUGAGCUAUCAGGGCCGUCCAAUGCCGCAGAACGCUCAAGCUUCGUUGACGCACAACAACUGGGCGGGUCAGGGUCAGCCUGCGCGCCAGGCCUGA